AUGAAUUUUGAAUUUGAGAGGGAGAUAGGCUUCAUAAACAGCCAGCCGUCGCUAGCGGAGUGUCUGACGUCCCUUCCCGCUGUCCUGGAGACAUUUCAAACUUCAUCAAUCAAGGAACCACCGACGUUAAUUCCUCCUCCUUUGGAACCAACCCUCCUCAGCUUGGAUCCUUGUUCCAGCAGCCAGGCUACGCCAAGGAGCCCGAAGAGACCAAGACAUGGGCAGGCCAAGAUACCCCCGCUGCAGCCUGCUCCUCUGGCUGGAGAAUUCCCCUGGAUGAAGGAGAAGAAAUCCUUUAAGAAAGCCGGCCAGGUCCCUGCCUCUUCUUCGCCAUCUUCCUCUUCUUCUUCACUGCCUGGAUCUGCCGUCGGUUCUCCAGCAGGUCUGUACCCCAUUCAACACGGGGGCGGCUGGGGCUUCCUCGACCACGGCGGGAGCGGCUCCCGGCGGCUGAGGACGGCUUACACCAACACGCAGCUCCUGGAGCUGGAGAAGGAGUUCCACUUCAACAAAUACCUCUGCAGGCCUCGGCGGGUGGAGAUCGCCGCUUUGCUCGACCUCACCGAGCGGCAGGUGAAGGUGUGGUUCCAGAACCGACGGAUGAAGCACAAGCGGCAGACCCAGCACAAGGAGAUCCCCGAGGGGGACCCCGGCUUGGACCAAGGCGGCGAGGAGAGGGGCGGCUCUCCAUUUGGAGACUCCCUGGAGAUGCCUUGCCCCUACCCCGGCGGCGGCGGCGGCGAAGCUCCCACAGGCCCCGCGGGCUACCUGACACCUCCCGAGGAGAGGAACCCCAAGUCUUCCUCCUCCUCCUCCUCCUCAGACAAUGCCUUCCCAGAAAGCCAGAAGUCUCCUUUGUUACCGCCCGAUCUGAGCAUCUUCUCGGCGGAUUCCUGCCCACAGACCUCCGAAGGGCUUUCUCCCAGCCUCCCGGGCUUCUUAGACAGCCCGGUCAAUUUCUCCCUCGACGACCUGGACUUUUUUACCAGCACUCUUUGUGCUUUCGACCUGCCGCAUCUGAAUUUUCAGUGAAGCAUCCCCCCUCCCCCUUUCCGAUCUGCCUUGGGUUGUGUGCCCCUCUAGAAAGAUACACGCAGGCGUCCAGUCCAACAUUUAGCCCUCUCCCCUCCCCACCCCCACGCUAUUGAAGCCAGGAGGAGCCCUAACCCCCCAUUUCCCUUCAGGCACCUUCAUUUCCUGAGGCAACCCACUGAAAACACAGUUCCUUGGGAAGUUCACUGGACAAACCCCUUAAAAACUGUUUUCCCCUUAAAUGCAGGUAUUUGUUUCCAUCACUGUAAUAUUUUUGUACACAAUAAACCCGGCUCUACUAGGUAGACACAAAAGGGUCGAAAUAAACAAACAAGGGCAUAUUUUUGAGGGUCAGAUCAAGAGAAGACACACCCUGGCCUUUCAAAUAUCUUUACGUUAGAAAUCUCAG
This is a messenger RNA of Gekko japonicus, 1441 nucleotides long. It is a transcript of the gene HOXB2, whose product is annotated as homeobox B2. Gene Ontology annotation, molecular function: DNA-binding transcription factor activity, RNA polymerase II-specific; DNA binding. Bases 1 to 1032 code for a protein of 343 amino acids. Lineage: Eukaryota; Metazoa; Chordata; Lepidosauria; Squamata; Gekkonidae. The transcript is spliced from 3 exons. The record is from RefSeq and is a predicted model, not a curated record. Gene Ontology annotation, biological process: regulation of DNA-templated transcription.